Molecule: messenger RNA, 2082 nt
Organism: Carassius carassius (crucian carp)
Lineage: Eukaryota; Metazoa; Chordata; Actinopteri; Cypriniformes; Cyprinidae
Gene: gkup
Product: glucuronokinase with putative uridyl pyrophosphorylase
Exons: 23
Coding region: 118-1977 (619 amino acids)
Biological process (GO): biosynthetic process
Molecular function (GO): ATP binding; glucuronokinase activity
Source: RefSeq, a predicted model, not a curated record
GCAGGGCUUCCGUUGACGUGAGGAACUUCACUGUUGUUGCUUUUGCACUGUGGACUUUUCGCAAACCCUGUGAUGGGAAGAUUGUGUGUUGAUAUUUCAAAUACAUAAGCCAGAACAAUGAUUUGCAUGCUGUUAGUUGCAGGGCACGGCACGAUUUUAGAGACACAGAUCAAGAGUGAUAUUACAGGUCUGUAUGCUCAUCUGACCGGUGUGCCCAAAGCUCUGUUACCUGGAGUGGGGGGAAAGAAAAUAUUGGAUUUCUGGUGGGAAACCGUCAACACGCGCCAGCUCUUCAGUGAAGUCUACCUGGUUACAAAUGCUGAUAAAUACAAGCACUAUGAACGGUGGGCAACAGCAAAUGACUUUCCAGUGGAGAAUGUUGUGAAUGAUGGCAGCACUACUUUGGACAACAGACUUGGGGCUGUCGCAGAUCUUGAGUUGGCCAUCAGAAGCCGACAGCUACAAGAUGACAUUAUGGUGAUCGCAGGAGACAUGCUUUGUGCUGAUCAGAACUUUGACAUUGCACAAGUCAUUCGCUUUUUCAGAUCUAAGCCUGGAGAACUUGCUAUAUAUUAUGAACUGGAGUCAGGAGAGAAGAGCUACACCAGAGGAAUUGUUGAAGUUUGUCCAAACACCCAUCGGGUCAUGCGAUUCUUUGAGAAGCCUCAGGAGGGAGUCACUGCUUCUCGUCUGGCCAGUGUGGUGUUCUACUGCCUACGCAAAGAGUCCUUACUGUACAUCUCUGAAUUCCUCAUUCAAAACCCUGAUGCUAAUGAUAGAACUUUUGGCAAGUUUUGGGAAUGGCUUAUAAAUGAGGAGAAAAUUCCUGUUUAUGGGAUGAAGUUACCAACAGGAUUUCAACUAAUUGGACAAGUGGGUCUGUCUGAUUACACAAAAUGGCUCGCACACUAUUCUUCAAAGCAGCAGCUGUCCCCAUCUAAACCCAUUACAUGCCGCUCCUUUGCCAGGGUUGGACUCAUGGGGAACCCCUCUGAUGGUUUCAAUGGGAAAACUAUUGCUAUGAGCAUAGCUAACUUCUGGGCUGAGGUCACGCUUAUUGAGAGCCAGACUCUGGUUCUUCUACCUCAUCCUCUGAAUGACCCCACAGAGUUCGGAAGCUUGCAGGAUCUUUUUCGGAUCAGCCGGAAAGAAGGGUAUUUGGGAGGCCUGAGACUUCUACAAGCCACCUGUAAAAAGUUUUACCAGUUCUGCUCUGAACAAGGCAUUGCUCUGUCCAAGCAGAACUUUACACUCAAGUAUGACACAAACAUUCCUCGGCAAGUGGGUUUAGCUGGCAGUAGUGCGAUUGUGUCUGCCACCUUGAAGUGCCUGAUGAAGUUUUACAACAUCACAGACAACGAUCUUCCUAAACCAAUCAGAGCCAACUUUAUCCUCAACGUUGAGACUGAUGAGCUGUUCAUCACAGCUGGUCUACAGGAUCGAGUUGUGCAGGUCUAUGAAGGCUUGGUUUACAUGGACUUCAACAAACAGCUGCUAGAUGAGCGGGGUUACGGAGAGUACAUUCCCUUCGAUAUGAGCGAUCUUCCCUUGUUCUGGCUAGCCUAUUUGGGCAAUCCGAGUGAUUCUGGACAAAUUCACAGUAAUGUUAGACAGCGCUGGUUGAACGGUGAAUCUGCUGUUGUUGAAGCUAUGAAAUCCUUCGCUGAUCUCACAGACCAAGCCCGGGCUGCCUUUCAGUGUAAAGACUGGCCCAGACUUGCACAGCUCAUGGAUGAAAACUUUGAGCUUCGCCGGUCGGUGUAUACUGAUCACUGUUUGGGCCCUGGAAGUCUGAAAAUGGUCCAGAUUGCGAGACAGUUUGGAUCUGCAGUCAAAUUGCCUGGCAGUGGUGGUGCUGUGGUUGGAUUGUGUAUGGACACUGAGCGGCUGGUGGAGAUGAAGAGGGCUUUCCAAGAGGCAGGAUGUGUGUUUUGUUUUAUUGUGCCUUAUGAUCCAUCAGUGCAGGGUCAAAACUGAUCAAUCAGUGGAAAGGUUUUAUUGUUUGUUUGCCAAAAAGCUGUGUUAUAAAGACUCCACAAGAUGAACAUUCCUUAAAGUGAUGGUUCAGCCAAAAAAUAAAAA